AUGCUUGAGUUUCUGAUUGACAACAUCUAUGUAGUUUUGGGAGAUCAGGACUUCGAAGAGGAGUGGAUUGAGUUGGAGCACAACUUCUCUGUGAUAUUUGAUUCAGGAAAUUCUCCAAAGGAUCCAUACAAAUCCCCUUUAUCGAAAAAGAGGAAGAUUGAAGAAGCAGAGGAUUCCCUAAUUUUGAAUCGAAAAAAAUUUGGAAAGCAACCUGUGAAAGCGGGGGUGAUCACACAACAGAUUGAACAAGAAGACCCUUUGUUGAAAAAUUUCAAACAGGAAAACCCUUCGAAAUAUAUAAAAUUGGAGAAGAGAAUGACUACAAGAGAUUUGCUUAAUACUUCGUUCACCGAGAAAAGCGCAUCUACAACGAUGUUCCAAGAGACAUGGGCACCAACCCAAUCCCCGCCAGUGUACAGCCCAGUGUCUCCACCGGUCGUCCCUCUGUCAACCCAAACUCAAACCUCGGGACUUACGCCGAUUGAAGCACCGGGGUUUUGGAAUAAACCCAUCCAGUUUCCUCUUAAAGAGGAACUGGAUGCCCUGAAUGAACUUGUGGACAAUGUCCGAAUGGACCUGCUACAAACCUCUAUGUUGGUGAAUUAUAUUCAGGGCUUUAUGAAAAAAUUUCAAUAUUGA
Saccostrea cuccullata (small rock oyster) is the source of this 639-nucleotide messenger RNA. RefSeq lists its product as uncharacterized. NCBI's taxonomy places the organism in Eukaryota, Metazoa, Mollusca, Bivalvia, Ostreida, Ostreidae. The record is from RefSeq and is a predicted model, not a curated record. Bases 1 to 639 code for a protein of 212 amino acids. The transcript has 4 exons.